Molecule: messenger RNA, 1613 nt
Organism: Rubroshorea leprosula
Lineage: Eukaryota; Viridiplantae; Streptophyta; Magnoliopsida; Malvales; Dipterocarpaceae
Source: the annotation of a GenBank genome assembly
AGCCCGAAAGAAGGACCCAAGCAGCCACCGACGUCCCCCUUUCAAAAAUUGGCAAAAAGCUUGAAAUUUCUCCUUUCCUUCUUGUUCAAGAACAAGCUUUAGGACUUAGAACUCUCUCUCUCAACCCAGAAAUUCCAGAUCUGCUCUGCUCUUCCUCCCCUGUCCGUCGUUGCUGCUAUGUACGAAUUUCUGGGCAUUUUUCUGCACCGUGAGUCUUCCCUGCAGAUUUGCCACUGGCCUCUUCCCCUCGCCAGAUCCGGUUCUGCAGCUGGAAAAUUUUGGGUAAGUUGACAGCUCCUCCAAGUCCAAAUUAUCCAUGUAGUUGCUGCCUUGUGUUGAUUGGAUUUUCUGCUUUUGAAUUGCCCUUUUUGCUGUCCGAAAAUGAGAGAAAUUUAGGUGAAAUUGUGCUGGAAGGUGGAAUGAAUUUUGGUAGCUUUAAGUGGGUUUUUGUUUAAUUUAAGUGGAGGUUAGCUUGAGUUGGUUGCGGUGAUGUUAAUUGUGGAAGAAUCCUAUGACAUUCCAUGACUUGCUGUUUUUGGCCAAAGCUCGGUUUCUCCAUGGCUGUCUGUCGAAUUGGAAACCAUUUAUAUGUGUGAUUGUGUAUAUAUAUAUAUACACACAAUCCGAUUGUGAUGCCCAAAAUUGGAUGAAAUAAAUAAAUAAAGAAAAGAAAUAAAAUUUCCUUAUGGGCUUAAUUGUCGGUAACAUUAGAAAGGAUUAAAUAGGUAGUUUUUAUAUGGAUAUUAAUUCUGGAAUAUUUUGGCUAGGUUCUUGAAUAUUCUAUCACCUUAGCACUUGGAGUGAGUCUUCGGUUUUGUGCAAAUGAGGUAAGUAAAUUAUGGUAAAACCCUUCGAUUUUAAAACAUGUCUUAAAUUGUUUUUGAGAUGGUGGCAAGUUUUAAAUUGAUUUUAUCAGCAUCUGAGUGUGAUUAAACUGAAAUGAAAAUUGUGAUAAUUUUUAUGAAAAUUAUUAUUUUCUGGAAUUGAGCAUGAUUGGAAUAAAAAUGGGAAUUUCAUUGUUUUUCUGGAGUUGAGCAUGCCCACAUGAAAUUUUUUGAUUUAUUCUUGAAAUUGAGAUUAAUGGUGAAUUAUGGAUUUUCUGUAAAUUUUGCAUGGUUUUGUCUUUGAUAUGGUCAUAAUUAUUGACGCCCACCAGUGGGAGUUUGUAAACGCUGGCACAUGUCGACAUGUUUACUGAUAUGACUGGUUCAUUCUGUAAUCCUACCGAUGGGAUAAUACAUUGGUAAUUACUGACGCCUGCCAAUGGGAGUUUGUUAAACACUGGUACCAUUACUGACGCCUGCUAGUGGGAGUUUGUUAAAUACUGGUACUUCUGUAACCUUGCCAAUGGGGUUAAACAUUGGUUAUUACUAACGCCUGCCAGUGGGAGUUUGUUAAACACUGGCCAUGACUUAUAGAUGAGACUACUGAUGAAUUUUACUAUGCAUGAAUGGUUUAUCAUUGAACGCUUUGCUAUUGAACUGGAUUUGAUUCUGCAUUAAUGGUUUGUCAUUGAACGCUUUGCUAUUGAACUGAAUUUGAUUCUGCAUUAACGGUUUAUCAUUGAACGUUUUGUUAUGUUAAACUGUUUAUCAGGCAUGCUAAAAUUUUAC